Molecule: messenger RNA, 1346 nt
Organism: Myotis myotis
Lineage: Eukaryota; Metazoa; Chordata; Mammalia; Chiroptera; Vespertilionidae
Gene: SHISAL2B
Product: shisa like 2B
Exons: 3
Coding region: 199-684 (161 amino acids)
Source: RefSeq, a predicted model, not a curated record
UCCAGCGACCAGACACCAUGUGCGCAGGGGGAGGAGAGAGAGCAGAGGAGGCGCGCGAAGGCUGAACCCCGGCAGCCAGACACCAGAUCCGAAGAGGGGAGCCGGCGGAAGGGGUCCGCGGGCGCUGGCGGUGCGGAGCGCGUGCGGUCCGAGGGCAGAUCGGGGGACCUGGCGUGGCCCUGCCCGCAGCCCGCGGCGAUGGGCGAGGCGAGCCGGGUGUGCUCCGGCUACUACAGCCUCAACCACAGCUUCGUGGAGCCCUUCCCGUGUCCCCGGCGCGGAGAGGCGGCCGCCCUCCGCUACUGCUGCGGCUUCGCAGACCUCAAGUACUGCUGCAGCGAGCCGGGCAGCUACUUCCCCUACAAGCACAGCUACAUGUGGAGCCUCAGCAUCGGUGCCCUGAUUGGAUUGGGAAUUGCUGCCCUUGUUUUACUUGCCUUUGUCAUCAGCGUCUGUGUCCUUUGCUAUCUAUUUCUGCAUACAAAGCCUCAAAGGUUAGACACUGGCCUUAAACUUCAACACCUAGAGACUUCUUCCACUCAAGAAGGCAACUCAAAUAGGAAAAUCAAAACCCCCAAUUCAAACGCAGCAUCAAAUUCAACAAAUGAAACAAUCUAUGAAGCUGAUGAUGUAAUUGAGGAAAAAACAAUGGAUACAACACAAAUCAACAUCGUGUAUUAUUAAAAAUUCUGUGUUAUAAAAGCUCACAGGAGAGAUGGAACAGUAAAAAUAAAGUGCAUUUUAAAUAGUUUGUAAUAAUACUUUAAAAAAAUUCACCACUCACAAAGCAAAACAUAAUUUUGCAUUUUUAAUCAAUCUUUUUAUUAAACACCCACUAAGGAUUUAAUAGAUUUUCAUGUACAUGUUUACUUUUACUUGCUAAUUAAAAUGUACAUUAUACAAAAUUAUGCUAAUACUUUCGGCAAAGUUAAAUAAUUUAUCAAUUAGCAGAUAAGCAAGCCUAUCUCUGUGAGAAACAAUGAGACAUAUUACCAGAAUUUCACGACUUUUUGGUACUUAGAGGCAGUUAUUUUUUUAAAGCGAUGGCGCAGAUAGGUAGAUUUUGGGAGAACGGUCUUAUAAACUAGAGGUGGAAUGCUCCUAAGUCUCUUAAAAGUCAACCCAUGCCUUUUUUUAGAGGAUUUGCUGGCACACUCACCAUAUAUUUAUUGCCUUUAUAAAAGCUAACAUUCAAAACCAAAAUACAUUACAAUGUAUAAUCUGCAUAAUACAUGUUUUCUGCAUACUGAAGGAUAACCAUGACAAAAGUCCUUCACUGAGAAAGUUCCUGGAUCUACCUAAUGCCACUGAGACAGCUACAAAUAAACUACAGUUUCUGCAAAUUA